CUGGCUGUGGUGCGGUCAACCUCUCUCUCUCAGUAUGUUUGCGUCAUAUUGUGUUCUUGUCUCUCCUCUCCUUGACCUAAAACCAAUCCCGUCCUUCCCCCUCCUUUGCCUCGUGUCCUUGUUAAGUUUUGUUUCAUUAGGUUCAGUUUGCCCGUUCGCCUCACAGUCGUUGGUCGGAUUUUUGUUUGCCGACCCUUUUUCUGCGUUCUUGCCGUUCCAGGAAAAGAGAGAGAAUAAGAAGACGACGAUGAGGAGGAGGAUGAUGGCAAAGAAGUCGUUUAAUUCAAUUUUUUUGUGAGGGGAUCUCUUUGUGUUCAAACACUGCACUGUGUUGGUCGUAGCACGAAUGGGGGGAGGCCGGCUGCUGGAGACGGUGGUGGCGGUACUAGGCAUGUGUAGCGGACGGACGUGGUGCGCUUUAGCAGUUGUGUCUGUGACGGGCGGCGCUUGGAUUCUGAGCCUUUACCAGGAACGACAAGAGGAGUUGGUGCAGCGCAUCGUGUAUCGCGACCGUGACCCCGAUCGGGUCUCCGGUCCCAUCAGCGCUCGUGUCGCCCGCGUUCCACUGUUCCAGCCUGUGCCCUGGCCCAAGGGUCUGUUCAUUCUGGACGGUGGUCGGCAGCAGGAGCGGCACGACGUGUGCAGUGUCUCGGGACUGCCAAGGUUCCGCUGUCCAUUCCCGCGCAACAGAGACAUGACGUUUGCCAACGCACUGCUCUUGGCACUAGCCCACAAUCCGGUCCUUAGGCACUACAUUGUUGCCAUGCUGGCGAGUGCGCAGCGGGUGUGGCAGCAGGUUUGGGAGGCGCCUGUUCCGGUGCGGCAGUCGUUGACGGCAUUGUCUGACUUUUCGUCGACGAGUUGCUCGAUUCCAUCGCCGUCACGCGAGUCUCUGCGAGCCAUGAAAGCGGGCAUUGACGUAACGCCCCUUCUGGCGAGUGUGCGGAUGCGGGCCGGACGGCGUCGACACGCGGACCGUCAUGUGGACAGCGUGGACGACUUUCUGUGGCUCCUGCUCACCAAUCUGGCAGAAGAUUUGCAGUGCGGUGCGGAGUUUUCCGAGGCUGUGCUUGGGAGUCAGCGGGUGAGUCUGUGGUGUCUGGAGUGCGGCAAGCUGGCCUUGGUGGACACGGACUCCGUUUCUGUACCACUGGAUGGGCUGCUCGUCGAGGACGGCGUGGCGAGCGGACUGAGACGCGGCCUGGUGCGUCGUGCAGCGCGACGAGACAAGGGGCUACAGGCCGCCUUUUUCCGGCCCGAUGAGCCAUGCAGGCAUUCGUCUUUUCGUUGCAUGGCAACGGCAACGGCAUCCAAAUCCUCAUCGUCAUCACACAACUCGACAGCAAUCGGGCGCCCGGCCAUGCUGGUCGUGAGUGUGCCUGAUGCGGACUUCGUGUCGUUCCCAUUGCGACACGGCCUGGCGCCGGGCUACGAUCUGCAAUGUGCCCUGUACGCCUCGUCGGUGGAGGACGGCGGACAACGGACGGUCGAGUCCUUCUCAUGCGCAUUUCGCAAUGGGCUCGAUGCACGCUGGUAUUUUUUCGACGGCCACGACAACUAUUACUCGUUGCCGGACGCAGGGUCGCCGUUGUCAUCGUCUCCGUCCAGUGCCGCCCUGAAGGACGCGUUGCAUUUCACGCCGCCCGUCAUGCUGAUCUACGUCGCGCGUAACUGGGCGAGAACAGUAGUCGCCAAAGCGGAUAUCAACCACAAUGCGCAAUGCUUGUCGCCGACGUCCUCUGGCGUCGUCUCUCGAUUGACCUCUUGCCUGAGUGCCGCCUUCCGCUGUCUCCUCACCUAAAAAUCGCGUUUCUCUUUCUCUUCCACUUCUUCAUCAUCAUUCUCCUCCCUCUCUUCUCUCAGUUCGAGUUGAGUACUCCACAUGCCGCACAUACUUUUCCCCUGAUUUUUUUUUAAACGUGUGAACGCGUUUCUGGUCACUAUGUUGGAAGGUUUAUUAACGAAGGAAACGAUAUGAAUGGCUUCACUGAAAAUGCAGUUGAACUGCGGUUAACA
Molecule: messenger RNA, 2016 nt
Organism: Notodromas monacha
Lineage: Eukaryota; Metazoa; Arthropoda; Ostracoda; Podocopida; Cyprididae
Source: the annotation of a GenBank genome assembly